UAUUUCUCUCUAUUUAUAUUCCAUUUCAAAAAUCGAAGUCUAGAGCUUCAAACACUGAUUUUCGCCUGAAAAUUUUCUUUUCAUUUUCCACUCAGUUUCACAGAGGAGGAAUGGCUUCUGAGAAGAGGUCUGCUCUCAAUAAAGAACUUCUUUUCUUAAUCUUACAGUUUUGCAACGAUGAAGGAUAUAAACGAACAGCUCAUAUAUUUGAGCGUGAGAGUGGAUGUUACUUUGACAUGGAGUUUUUUGAAGACUUGGUGCUGAACGGAAAGUGGAAUAAAGUCGAGAAAUAUCUUUCUGGUUUCGCAAGCAUCAAUGACAACAAGUACUCGACCAAGAUUUAUUUUGAAAUCAGAAAGCUGAAUUUCCUUGAGGCAUUGGACAAAAAUGAUCGUGCAAAGGCUUUGGAUAUCCUGAUGAAGGACUUGAAAGUUUUUGCUCAGGACAAUGAAGAGUUAUAUAGAGAAAUGACUCAGCUUUUAACAUUAGAUAAUUUCAGGGAACAUGAGUUGCUCUCUAUGUAUGAAGAUGCAGAGUCUUCAAGGAAAAUUUUGAUGGAUGAACUCAAGAAACUUAUUGAAGUGAAUCCAAUUUUCCAUGGAAAACUGAAAUUUCCUGUCAUCAAAAGCCAAAGGUUGAGACGUCUCAUUAAUCAAGGCCUAAACUGGCAGCACAUUCAAUGUAAAUAUCCUCAGCCUAAUCCUGAUAUAGAAACUCUCUUUGAGGAUCAUGUUUGCCAAUGGCCACAUGAUCAUUUGUUCAUGCAAUCCACUGACAAUCCACAGCUAGAUGCAUCACUACCUGUUUUCCCGUCCAGCUGGUUUUGUGGCCCUUCUACUGUAACUCAAGCUGUUUCUAGAGAAGAUAUCUGUGUCAGUGGUCCAAUAACAUCAGUAGCUACAACUUCAGUUAAUAUGAGGGAUUCCAAUACCAUGUCUCAGAAUAGCCUACUGGGAGCUGAAUAUGAGGUCGCAUCUACUGUUCUUCAUUCUGGUCGAAAUCACAGCCCUGAAUCCAGUGUUUCUGAUGACUUGCCAAUUAUCUCCAUGAAUAAUGGUAUGCUUCAAAAUUUUGAACCAGUCAGCCAUACCGACUUGCCCAAGACUGUUGCACGGAUAUUGAAUGAGUCAUCUUCUCCAAUGAGCAUGGAUUUUCAUCCUGUACAGCAGACAUUUCUUCUAGUUGGAACCGACAUUGGGGACAUUGGGUUGUGGGAUGUUAAUUUAGGGGUAAAAAUGCUCUCAAGAAAUUUUACGGUUUGGAAUAUUGGAGCAUGCUCCACAAUGUUCAAGACAGCCAUGAUGAAAGAUCCUUGUAUGUCUGUUAAUUGUAUUUCUUGGAGUCCAAAUGGUUCUUUCUUUGGGAUUGCUUAUUCAAAACAUAUUGUGCAAUUAUAUUCGUACCAUGGUGUCACUGAUGUUCAGCAGAAGUUGGAGAUUGAUGCUCAUGUUGGUGGUGUUAAUGAUUUAGCAUUUGCUACACCUAGCAAGCAACAGUUGGUCAUAACUGGUGGCGAUGACAAGCUAAUUAAGGUAUGGGAUGUGAUUACUGGAGUACAAAUGCAUAAUUUAGAAGGCCAUGAAGCUCCUGUUUAUUCUCUCUGCCCUCAUUGCAAGGAUGGUAUUCAUUUUAUAUUUUCAACAUCAGUGGAUGGAAAGAUAAAAGCAUGGCUAUAUGACAACAUGGGUGCCAGAGUUCAUAUUGAUGCUCCAGGUCUGGCAUGCACAACAAUAGCAUAUAGUGCUGAUAAUAAAAGGCUGUUUUCAUGUGGGACGAAUAAAAAUGGAGAAUCAUUCCUUGUUGAAUGGAAUGAAAGUGAAGGUGAUGCUAAAAGAACCUACCAAGGACUUUGUGAAAAUUCUUCAGCUGUUGUGCAGUUUAGUCCAAUUAAGGAGAAUUUCCUGGCGGCAGCUGAUGACCAUGUUAUUAAAAUAUGGGAUAUGGAUAAGGUUGAGCAAUUGACAAUUAUUGAUGCAGGAGACUUACCAGCAAACCCACAUAUACGAUUCAACAAGGAUGGGACCUUGCUGGCUGUUAUUGCAAGCGAAAACAAAAUCAAGAUCUUGGCAACAGCCUAUGGCCUUCAGUUGCUGAAUGCAUCAGUAACUGGUUUUGUUAAUUCCUCUUCAGAUGUCUCUGAUGGUCCAAGAAAGCAUGUAAUAAAUCCAAGUGUUGCUAAUUUCGGAGAAGCUGAUGCCCAUGUCCCAACCCAUGUAAUAAAUCCAAGUGUUGCUAAUUCCGGAGAAGCUGAUGCCCAUGUCCCAACCAACUGCGAUGAGGAAAGGAUAAAGGAUGCAAAGCAAAAAAUUAUUGAUAACGCCAAUAACAAAUCAGGUGUUUGUAAGAUCAUCCAAAUCAGCAUGCCUUCUCAGUGCAAGUCCUUGCAACUCAAUGGUUAUGGGGAAGCAGACAAGAUAUCAAGGCUGAUAUACACCAAUGCAGGUAAUGCCAUUUUGGCAUUAGCUUCAAAUGGCACACAUUUGUUAUGGAAAUGGCCUCAAAAUGACCUUAAUUUGAGUGGAAAGGCUACAACCGAUGUUCCCCCUCAACUGUGGCAACCAAGAAGCUGCUCGCGAAUGAUGACCAAUGACCUUACAGACAGCACGCCUGAAGAAGCCGUGCCUUGUUUUGCUUUGUCAAAGAAUGAUUCAUAUCUGUUGUCAGCAUCAGGAGGGAUAAUUUCCCUAUUCAACAUGCUGACAUUUAAGAGGAUGAUGUCUUUCAUGUCACCAUCACCUGCGGCAACAAGCCUAGCUUUCCACCCUCAGGAUAACAACAUAGUUGCUAUUGGAAUGGAUGACUCCACUAUAUUGAUAUAUCAUGUCCGUUUCACAAAGGUUAAAAGCAAGCUCAAGGGUCAUUCUGGAAGAGUCACCGGGCUUGCUUUCUCUACUGCCAUGGAUUUGCUUGUUUCUUCUGGAGAAGAUGCUCAGAUUUUCACAUGGAAUCUUGGUGGAUGGGGGAAAUGUAAAAGCAAACAAUUGCAGUUCCCCGAUGAGAGAAUCCCAGUAAGGGGUUCAAAUACCAUGGUUCAGUUUCAUCAGGAUCAAGUAAACUUCCUCGUUGUGCAUGAGACUCAACUUUCAAUUUAUGAAGCCAAAGAAUUAGGAUGUGUACAGCAGUGGAUUCCUGAAGAUUCUACAAGAAUAUCGCAAGCAACAUUGUCAUGCGAUAGCCAGAUGGUAUUUGCGUGCUUUCUAGGGGGAAUAGUGUCAAUAUUCGGUGCUUCAGAUCUCCAGUUAAAAUGCCAGAUCCUUCCCAUUUCCUAUCUUCCUUAUACUCCAAGAGGAAAUGUGCACCCCCUUGCCGUAGCUGCAAAUCCACAUAAACCAACACAAUUUGCAGUGGGACUGACAGAUGGUGCAGCAAUCGUUUUUGAGCCUCAAAAACCUGGUAAUUCAUGGUACCUUGCUGAAUAUGAGCCUGCAACUGCAAGCAGCUGCUUGCUCCAAGAUGAUUAAAAAUAUGUGAACCAAUAUUUUUAAUUGCGCGUAUACAUAGAGAAAGACACACACGCAUAUAUGUUUUAGAUUUCAGAAUCUUUAUACAUAUCUUUUUGUCCCGUGUAAUAUUUGUUUGUCUUAGAUUCGACAAUCUUUAUAUUUGCAUCUGUUUUAGUCUUUAUUUUUCCUUUAAAUUAACUCAAAUCACCUUCUAAAUUAAUGUAUCAGAUUGUUGAUUUUAAAAUGAUUAAUCAAAUUUUAAGUUCAGAUAA
Gossypium raimondii (Peruvian cotton) is the source of this 3715-nucleotide messenger RNA. RefSeq names its product topless-related protein 1. The transcript is spliced from 27 exons. Gene Ontology annotation, biological process: regulation of DNA-templated transcription. Gene Ontology annotation, molecular function: protein binding. The coding region runs from base 111 to 3461 and encodes 1116 amino acids. The record is from RefSeq and is a predicted model, not a curated record. NCBI's taxonomy places the organism in Eukaryota, Viridiplantae, Streptophyta, Magnoliopsida, Malvales, Malvaceae.